This is a messenger RNA of Exophiala mesophila, 2016 nucleotides long. RefSeq lists its product as hypothetical. NCBI's taxonomy places the organism in Eukaryota, Fungi, Ascomycota, Eurotiomycetes, Chaetothyriales, Herpotrichiellaceae. The record is from RefSeq and is a predicted model, not a curated record. The transcript is spliced from 4 exons. Gene Ontology annotation, biological process: meiotic attachment of telomere to nuclear envelope; mitotic telomere tethering at nuclear periphery. Gene Ontology annotation, molecular function: DNA binding. Gene Ontology annotation, cellular component: nuclear membrane complex Bqt3-Bqt4. The coding region runs from base 626 to 1534 and encodes 302 amino acids.
CUCCCUAAUCCACCUCUCCGUCGUCGUCUUUACAUUUCUUUCUUUGGUCGCAUUGCCUGACACUUGCCUGACACCUUUGUUCGUACCUUUUGUAAUUCCUUCACCGGUGCCUCUUCGACUCUUUGUUUGCCCAGUCGCUAGAGGAGACUCGCCUUUCUCAAGCAGGCUUGCUGGCUGUGACACGUCGGCGACCGCUUGAAACGCCUUGGGACUUCGCAUCGAAUAUAUUGUUCGAUAAUUCAAACCCAUACCAAUUUCGCCACAAUGCCUACCUCGCGAUCUCUACCGACGAAGCGCAAUCCGCUUGUGUCCCCAGGAGCGGCCCCGUCUUACGAGGACUUGCUCAACCGCAGACGCCUAGGCAAAACGAAACUCACCGUCAAGCCAGGCCAAGUUGGUACUUCGAAUGCGACCAAAGCGGAGAAUUUGGGCCCCUUCGAGUAUGCGCAUCUACGCGCCCCUCUUCCGGAAGACCUCACUGGCUCGGAGAUCUUCGCGUCACAGCAGAACCAAGCGCACCCAGAAACCUAUUUCUUGAUGGUAUGAUACUCAUAUCCCAUAUAGGCUGUGCGAUAUCUGACCAAGACAGCGGAGGAGUAAGGAUGGUUUCGUCAGCGCUACGGGCAUGUUCAAGAUCGCAUUCCCUUGGGCGGCACACGCAGAGGAGAAGGCAGAACGUGAUUAUCUCAAGAGCUUGGACCUGACAAGCCAGGAUGAAGUUGCAGGCAACGUUUGGGUCGCACCGGGAUUCGCUCUCGAGCUAGCAAACGACUAUGGCCUCCAGGACUGGAUUCGAGCGCUGUUGGAUCCAGCCGAGAUUAUCCAAACCAACUCGAGCGCGAAGAAGCCCAUAAAUGCACCUCCAAAAUUCGAUCUUACAGUCGACAAGAUCAAGUUGCCUCCCCCUUCAGCGACAAAGACACCUCGAUCACGGUCGACUCGAUCUUCGUCUCCGACUAAAGCGAGCAGCCCAACCAAAGCCAAGGCUUCUCCUAGGAAGAGGCAGACCAAAGCUCAGAAGGAAGCCAACAUUGCCAACGCCAACGCUGCCAGUGCUUCCCUGCAAUCAGCCCUUGACGACGCAGCCUCGGUGGCAGAGACUACGGAAAAUGAAGCCAAACAGGAGCCACCGGCUGCUAGUGUGGCAGCUGUUGCAGAUGAAGACAAGGUCAGAGUUGAGGUGGAUCAGUCAGUAGAGGUUGAUGGAACAACCGAAACGACUCAUACCAAUGUGACCGUGGAAAUGCCGGCCGGUUUGCCCGAGCUUCCCUUGCCUGGGGAUACUGAAAAGAUGCUCGAGACAGCGAAGAAGAUGGUGGAAGAGGCCAAAGCUCUCGACGGUGCGCCCAAGACCAAGAAGCGCAAAGCUCAAGACCCAGAGCCUUCAGACAUUGAUGCAGAGCUACCCGCACAGCCGGCAAAGAAGGCCCGUGUGUUGGAAGAAAAAUUGAAGCGAGAAAAGGUCAGGACAAGAGCAGUUUUGGGCGUAACGGCGACGCUGGCUAUCGCUGCUGCCAUUCCCUAUUUCUUCUGAGGAUUCAAUGCAGCAACAGUGUUUGAUGCGACCCAACCCUUUUUGCGAUAUUGCCUCUACCUUGGGCAUCGAAAUGAACUAGCCGGACGUGGUGAGAGUAUCCCACCUGGCAAUCGUCUCACCUCAAGGAAUACUUCCGACCUCACCGUAGCCGGGAGCGUGCCUUGAAUGCUGUCCGAGUUCCUGUCGAGACAUUUCCGAUUAUCAAAAUUCUCAGUAUACCAGAUACCUUUGCUUUACACGAAUGUUGAACCUAGCAAGAUCAAACCAGAGCCUUGUCUUAAUGGCAUAUGGCCAUAGACAGGACAGCCAUCGGCCUGACGAGCGACUUGACGCCCAGAGAUUCCGAUCAGUGUUGGACAUCCGUCACAGCCUAUGUGAUAUAAUUUCUUGUACUAGAACCCCAGCGUCAUCUCAACCAGGGUCCGUCCACAUGGCAAUUCCCAUCUUCAAACGAGAUUUCUGACUGGAGUGACUUCCAA